Messenger RNA from Larimichthys crocea (large yellow croaker), 1406 nucleotides. RefSeq names its product leucine rich repeat containing 42 (gene lrrc42). Lineage: Eukaryota; Metazoa; Chordata; Actinopteri; Sciaenidae. Gene Ontology annotation, molecular function: protein binding. Bases 37 to 1263 code for a protein of 408 amino acids. The record is from RefSeq and is a predicted model, not a curated record. The transcript has 7 exons.
CCUCGCAGGUAAAUAGAAAAGUUGGACCCUUUAAGCAUGGACAGUAGCACCGUUUAUGUCCGAGAAAGAGGCAACCUUCGUCGUGUGAGUGACAUCGUCCUGGCACAGCCAAAGCCAGUGUCCUCAUGCAGGAGGACGAAUCCUUUCGUGCUGAGGAAGGAGCACUUCAUAUUCACCUACAACGCGGAGGGAAGUCUGAGAUACACCACCAAGUCUCUCUUUGACAUCACCCUGCUGUUCGUGGCCGACAACAUCCACCAUGUGGACUCUCUGGUCGGUUUCCCCGAGCAGAUCGGAGACAGGCUUUUCGCAGCGGCGGAGGAGAACCGUGUCUUUCUGAACGCGGACGUGUCUCAGAAAGCCCUGCAGCUGUUCAGCGACGCGUACGGGGACAUGGUGCUUGGAUCCCUCUGUCUGAGAAAUAAAUUCCCACUUUUUCAUGAGAGGAUGGAUGAAAUAAAAACAUUUCACAGUUUGAAGUCUCUGGAUCUGUUCGGCUGCAGGCUGGGUGAUGAUCAUGAGAUAUACCUGCAUCUAACAUCCAGCUCAUUGGCAAGCAGCCUGAUUCAGCUCUCCAUCGGCGGUAACAGUCUGUCAGACGUCGGCCUGCAAAGACUGACUGCACCCAUCCGGAUGAUGAGGAAGGGACUGGACUGUCUUCAGUUCCUUGAUGUUUCCUAUAACCCCGUCUCAGAGAGGGCUCUCAGAUACAUCACAUGCCUCCCCAAACUUGAAAAACUUGACAUAUCCGCGACCAGUAUGAAGCUUGGCACAAGAUUGAAGACAACCAUGUGGGACCUGUUGGGGCUUAUUUAUUCUGAGAAGAAACCACUGGACACCUUUGAUCACUCGAGAUGUAAAACAGAAGGUUGGGCAGAGCAGGUUGUAAACCAAUGGGAAACAAAUAACUCACAAAUGCCCAAACAGAAGAAGAUUGAUGAAUCCAGAACAUCUGCGCUUCGCUUUUUUGGCCGGCAGAAGUUUGUCAGAGAAGUACUGAACGCCGCACCCGUGGUACGUGAGAGCGAGGAAGAGGCCGAGAGAGAGAGACUGCACUUCUACAAACCCGCAGCAAACGCUCACACGCCAGAGAGACAGACUUGUUCCUCGACGAAUCGCCAAGCGGAGCCCUCGCGGCACAACGUCAAAAAAAGGCAGCGUCAGUCGGAAAGGUGCGAUGGCUCACGUCAAAGCCCCCCGACAAAACGUUUGCCCUCGUCGGCUCUUACCGCGGAGGACAUUGACUUGUUGAACAGCUAUUGAGGUAUGCGUCCAUGUAGCGUCCCACAGAGCAGAGUGGAGAGAGUAUGUUGAGACUCAAAUGGACAAGAAGCUGCAAACACUUUCUUGGAUACUGUUGGUGUUGAUCCCAUAUUUUUUUUAUAUAAAUAAAGUUUAGCAUUGUG